GUAAGAAAAAAAGUUCACAUCUCAAACUAUACUUCACCAUUAAGACAACAAUCUUCAAAAACAUGCCCGUUAUGCCUGCACCACGGCCAUUCAUCCUAUUCUUCAAUCCAGUCAGACAUGCAAUACCGUUCUAUCAACAGCUACAAGAUGUAGCGCGAACUGAGGUCAUCACAAGCAAGAGCAGAGACGAAUUCUACUUCGAUCUCCAAAGAAAAUACAAGGAUAUCUCAAUCAUCUACAGAACAUCAGCCAGCGGCGCAGUAGCUGGCAAUUUCGACGCAGACUUGAUCCAGCAUCUACCUCCUAGCUGUAAGCAUAUCUGCCACAACGGUGCCGGCUAUGACCAGAUCGACGUGACCGCAUGUGCAAAACGCGGAAUCACCGUGACCUACGCACCGGACCCCGUUACCGAAGCGACAGCAGACCUUUCCAUCUGGCUGGUGCUGGGCGCUCUGCGACAACUGAAUCCAUCUCUCAACUCCCUGGCGGGCUGGGAAGCAAAAGUCCUGGGUAUCCUCGGCAUGGGCCGUAUCGGACGCGCUAUCCAGAAGCGGGCCGAGCCGUUUGGUCUGAUCACCAAGUACCAUAACCGCAAGCCUCCCUCCUCUGAUCAGGCUGCCGGGGCUGAGUAUGUCUCUUUUGAAAAGUUGCUGGCUGAGAGUGACAUUAUUAGCAUUAAUGUUCCUCUUAACGCGCAGACCAAAGGGCUCCUUGGGGAGAAAGAAAUCUCUCAGAUGAAGAACGGGGUUGUCAUUGUGAAUACCGCUCGUGGCGCAAUUAUAGAUGAGGCUGCGAUGGCAAAGGCGCUGGAUUCGGGAAAGAUUAAUGAGCGCGCCUUGAUGGUGCCCCAUCUUGGAACUCAUACCGUUGAGACGCUGGCGAAAAUGGAAACGUGGGCAAUGGAGAAUGCGAGAAGAGCGGCGCUAGGGAAAAGAUUGUUCUCGCCUAUUCCAGAGCAUAUUGCUUUGCAGUGA
Messenger RNA from Aspergillus pseudonomiae, 974 nucleotides. RefSeq names its product D-mandelate dehydrogenase-like dehydrogenase. The transcript is spliced from 4 exons. NCBI's taxonomy places the organism in Eukaryota, Fungi, Ascomycota, Eurotiomycetes, Eurotiales, Aspergillaceae. Gene Ontology annotation, cellular component: cytosol. The record is from RefSeq and is a predicted model, not a curated record. The coding region runs from base 63 to 974 and encodes 303 amino acids. Gene Ontology annotation, molecular function: hydroxypyruvate reductase [NAD(P)H] activity; glyoxylate reductase (NADPH) activity; NAD binding.